CUCCGAUGAUUAAGGGAGACCAAAUUAUAAUUCAAAAUUUCAUCGACCCUUCUUAGAAGUAUGUCUUGCAUUUCUCCAUCAAAUAACAGCACAUCAAGAAGGCUAGAUGUAACAUCUUGCGACUUUAAGCCCAGCGUUAGAUCAGCCUACAUGCAGAGCUUCACUUUAGAUAACAAAACAUCAUUGAAUAAAACUACAAAAUGGGACAGAAUCAUUCAGAAUUUCCUUUCCACCAGCACUUUACACGGAGUUAGCCAUUUGCGGCCACCUUGCUCAAAGGCACAGAAAAUCUUCUGGUUGUUAGCUAUUUUAUCUUGUGGAACAUUCUUCUUCGCUCAUGCAACUGUUUUAGUCUAUAACGCUUUGACACGUCCUGCUUUAUCGACUACUUUAACCCUGAAGUACAGAGAUCUCGAUGGCCCCUUAUUAAAUAAGCAUGAAAGGAUAACAAAAUUUCCAGGAAUCACUAUCUGUGGUCUUCAGCCAUUCAGAAGACAUGAUACAGAAGACUCUUUAUCUUUGACAAUGUACCAUGCGCUUAGCCUUGGUUAUCCAUAUACUGGUCUUACUUUAGGUGAAAGAAUCCAUUUACACCAAAUCCUUACGAAUAAAUCGGAAGAUGGGAAUAAUAACAUUAAAUCUACGUUGGAGAUUUUUAAAGAAAAACUCCAAAGUUUUACGCAUAGCAAUAUUCCAGCAGAUAAUGUCUAUAAAAUCUUAUUGAAACACAGCUAUAGAUGUGAAGAAGUAUUUAGCAGAUGUACUGUGGGAUUUGAAACAUUAAACUGCUGUGCAGUUUUUCUACCUAUUUUAACAACUUUUGGAUAUUGUUUCGCUCUUCAAAUCAACAAAACAUCACUUGGGACUUUGGAAAUGGAGACACUCCCAUUUAUAAUCGAUCUCCAUGUUCCAACUAGUAACACCACAGAUUCGGAAGAAGGAUAUCUGCUUCUAGUUCAUGAUCCACGGUUUACUCCUCGCAUGAUACUACCAAAAGAUGGAUUUCUUGUUGCACCAGGAGUCACGAUGAGUUUACGACUAACCCUUAGAAUAACCGAUUACAGCGCCAAAUACACUAAAUGGUUUGGACUAGUAACCGACUGUCCUAAAGUAGCGUGCAUGGGUGAAGACUACAGUAUUCAAGAAUGUAUUUUUCAGAAUGCAGCUCAUAAGAUAAGAGAUAUUUGUCACUGUUCUUGGAUUCUAGAUGAAUGCAAAAAUGGUGAAGACAUUCCUAUUUGUGGUCCGAAAGAAAUGACUGAAUGUGUGAUAAUAAAAUCCUCCAAGGUUUUAAAUGAUUUGUUAAAGAAAUGCCAGCCUCCCUGUUUAGAAUACAUAUUUGAAGCUGCUUCGUCGUAUGCCCAGCUGAGGUACAACUACAGCUUGCAAGAAAGGAGUCGCAUCACAAUUUCAUAUAAUACUAUCAGCUACUAUCAUAAUAUAUAUCAUAAGCACUACUUAUCCUCAUUGUUUAGUGACAUUGGAGGCUCUAUGGGAUUACUUUUAGGAGCCAGCUGCCUUACCGGAGUUGAGCUUCUGACAUUUCUGGGCCAGUGGAUAUAUUUCACAUUCUUCCAGAAGUUAUAA
Argiope bruennichi is the source of this 1587-nucleotide messenger RNA. Its product is annotated as acid-sensing ion channel 4-B-like. The coding region runs from base 61 to 1587 and encodes 508 amino acids. The transcript is spliced from 11 exons. Gene Ontology annotation, biological process: sodium ion transmembrane transport. Lineage: Eukaryota; Metazoa; Arthropoda; Arachnida; Araneae; Araneidae. Gene Ontology annotation, molecular function: ligand-gated sodium channel activity. The record is from RefSeq and is a predicted model, not a curated record. Gene Ontology annotation, cellular component: membrane.